This is a messenger RNA of Podarcis lilfordi (Lilford's wall lizard), 4150 nucleotides long. NCBI's taxonomy places the organism in Eukaryota, Metazoa, Chordata, Lepidosauria, Squamata, Lacertidae. The record is from the annotation of a GenBank genome assembly.
UUCCGGUAUGAUGGCGGACAGCACUCUACUAAUGUGAGCCCAUUGAUUUUAUCUUUUUAUUUUCUCUUACUCCUUUUAAAGACUAUUUUAAUGAAUAUUGAGCUCAGAUAAUUUUAAGCACCUCACCCCAUUCCAUCCCACGCUCCGCUUUCCUGACUCUUCUUGGAGCUUUAAAGCCGCAUUGACUAUCUUAUCACACUGCGAAGAGCUUACAGGAAGAUUCAUGGGCUGUUCCCACCACAAGUCUGGAGGCACAGACGGAGCAUAACUUAGUGUUAUGCCAAUAACCUUUGGCACACUCCUCCUCCUUGAAUAGGAUACUUUCAAGGAAAAUACUCCUCGACUCUUUGAAAAAUUUAGGGAAGAUAAAAGAGCGAGGCAAAGGGAGAGAUGACUCAGCAAUUAGACAGCCCUGCUGAUGCGAGGAGGGGGGUUGGCAAACGCUGCAGAGAAUCGGAGGACUCAGAGGAAAUGGCAUGUUUGCCCCUUACCAAGCAAACCAAAAUCAGCGAAUUCUUCCAUGGAAAAACAAAGGACACUUUUAAUAUUCCGACCUCGAACAGUUUCUCGCCAUUAGCAGAGAUAAUAGAUAAGGAAAUUACACCGAAGGAACCACCCACUAAACAACCCAUUAACUCCUUAAACAACUCCACCACGAGACCAAAAGGCCCCAAAAAGCUCCAACUAUGCCCAUUCAGGCGGAAGACUGCAUCGGAGAACAAGCAAACUAUCUCUCUGAAUUAUUGCUUGAACACUCUACCACGUUAGACCUAGUGGCUAAAACCGUGGACUGUAUCUUUAAAUAUAUAAGAGACAUCAAAGGCUCCUUAGAGAAUAUUACAUCCUUUGUAUCCCCAAAAGUUAAUGUCAGCCCUGUAGACGUUUCACCGGAGGAUAGGGCUGAACCAACGCCCAGAGUACCUGCCCUAUUACGUUUAACCCCGCAGACUGGCUGCAAAUCUGAAAACGAACAAUCUAUGGAAGAUUCACACACCAUAUCUUCCUAUAAUCUUUCGUUACAAGCCACUAGACUUUGUUUAAUUAUCCUUCCCUUCAAAGGUCAGGUUGUUAACUGGUCGUCUACACAUGUCGCAAGAAGGCAUUUGGCUGAGCUUCUGGGCGUAGAUCCUCUUUCCAUCGAUCUGAAAUCCGCUGUCCACAUUUACAGCAAGCCACACAUGCAGAGGAUACUGCUCACCUUUGAUUCCAAAAAGCUUCCAACUUAUAUGAUGUCCUUACGAAGCUACCUGACUAACUAUAGAAUUUUUAUCACAAGAGUUUUUAUCAACACUAAGAUUUGCCCUCUUAUUCCCUACUCUCCAGUUAAAAGGAAAGCAAUUAAAAAUGAGGGCAUUCCAUCUACUACGAGCUCUACCUCUCCACCCUCAGACUUAAUUAGUUGGACAGAGACCCCCAUGCCCCUCCUAUCAAAGGCUACUCAUCUUGAGAAUUCGAUGGAGCAGGAAUUACUUGUCUCCUUCUCCCAUCUGCCAAAAGCCGAACAAACAGAGAUAACGGACAGACUAGAUGAGUUAUUACUCUAUCUCCGCAACUUUGAAGAUCUAGCGCCCAUAAAAGAGGCAAAUAUUCCACCUAACUUGGAGCGAAAAAUGGGUCAUGAAUCUCCUCAGGUCACGGCAGAACACACACCUCUACUCUGCCCAUCUGAAAUCCACGCCGAAAUCUCUGUGGCGCACCUAAUCACAUUACCGGAGACUCAACAAUCAAAUGGUUGCAUCUUCCACGACCCCGUGAAAACCCUAGAUGCUAUUGAAGAGACAAAAUGACUCUCACCCCUACUACUAUCCUGGAACGUUGCUGGAUGGCAAUCGAAAACAAGGGACAAAGACGUUUUAACCUACGUAUCACAGUUCAAGAUCAUCCUGCUCCAAGAAACCUGGAUGCAAAAUCCUUUCGAACUACACAAUUACUUUGCUUUCCAUUCCCCUGCCUCAAUCGGCCCAAAAGGCGGAAGACCGGCGGGAGGUUUGAGCACCUUCGUAUCGACAGAUCUAGGAGCCUCCCCUAUCCAAUUGAAAAUCGAUAAAAAAUGGAUUUUGGCCGUUAAAAUAUUCUCCACCCAUUUUAAGAUCAUAUGCAUCAAUGUUUAUAUUCACCCACUUAUGAAACAAACUGAUCUUAAAAACAUCUGGAACGAACUGGAAGACUGCAUUCUCCUUGUCUCAAAUAAGUUUCCUCUGCCUCCUUAAUUAUUGGUGGGGAUUUUAAUGCAAGGCUAGGCCACUCAGACGAACAGUUAAUCAAGGAAAGUGGAAUGGGUCCCCUAAAUGCUAAUGAUGAAUAUUGGCCCCUAUUCAGGCGUCACUCACUUGACCCAGUCACCAAUUUUGCUGGUACAUGUCUUUUUUAAUGGCACUUAGAUUAAACCUUGUUAUUUUAAACGGCCUCUCCUCGGGGACUGCCCUGGCCAAUUUACUUACUGGUCAGGCCUAAGGCAUUCUGUUAUUGACUACAUCCUUGUCUCCCAAGAACUUUUCGAUGAAUAUAUUGAAUUUACUGUAGAUAUAAGAACCGAAAGUGACCAUUUACCCCUAAAUCUUAAAAGGACUGAAUUUUGGGAACCCUCUAGAUGUGGGCUUGCCCCGCAGACUCCUGAUCCUAGCGCUUACAACAAAUAGGUAGAUCCAGAAUUAAAUGGUCCCCUUAUGUUAAUAACCAUUUUGGUAUUUGGACACAAUCAAUGGAAGGUCAACUCCUCUGGGCUGAUCUGACUUCCAACGACACUGAAGAGACCUCCCCAAUCGACCAUUAUAACACAUUAAUCCGAAAACUCCAACCGUUAUUGUCAAGACCCAGAAGAUCUAACCAAAAUGACUCCCCUACCAACAAAAAUGGUUUGACCACGAAUGCACUCAGGCAAAACUUAUACUCAGGGAAUGCUUUAAGGUCUUCCAGCAAAAUCCUAACCCUAUCACUAAAUUGGAGUUACAACUUAAAAAAAAGAACUACAAAGAGUUAUUAAAAACCAAAAACAGAACCGCAGACUCUCUCAUCUGGCAGGCCCUCAUAAAAGCGUCAAUAGAAAAAGACAAUUCUAACUUCUGGAAAAUCAUCUCCAGUCAAACCAAAGCUCCUAAUGAGGGCACAAUAAUCCCUGCAAAUUCAUGGGAAGAGCACUAUAAAGUGCUGUUUAGGGAACAUUGUCCUUCUGCGCCGCUUAACAUCCCCUUAGAUAAUGAUACACCAUGGCCCCCAACAUCUGAAACUGAAAUCGCUUCGCUAAUUCUACAAAUGAAAUCUGGCAAAGCCCCAGGAAGUGAUUUCAUUGUCGCUGAACUUUUGAAAGCGCAAAUAAACUGGUGGGCCCCGGUCCUUGCAAAUCUAUUUUCAUAUAUAGACAAGACAACUGAAAUCCCUAAAGAUUGGGGACUAGCUAUAAUUGUUCCCAUAUUUAAAAAGGGCAACCCUCUGAUCCAUCUAAUUAUAGACCAAUUAGUCUCCUGAAUGUGAUCUGUAAACUUUAUACAAAACAUCUAUGCCUAAAAUUAUGGGAAUGGUUAGAUCAUAACAACUUGCUAGAAAUUGAACAAGCAGGGUUUACAUCCGGACGUUCCACCAUUGAUCACUGCUUAGUGUUAGAUUACUUUGUCUAUAAGUAUGCGAAAUAUUGGAAAAGUCAUUAUAUGCGGCCUUUGUGGACCUAAAGGCAGCAUUUGAUUCUGUAUCUAGGAGCAGGCUCUGGGCCAAAUUGGCCAAUAUGGGUAUUAACAGAAGGUUAUUACUUCUGAUGAUUAAGCUUCAUGAGAACAAUACCCUCCAGAUAAGACUUGCACAGGACGGCAGACUCUCUAGAGAAAUCCCAGUCCAAAGAGGAGUUAGACAAGGAUGCCUAUUAGCCCCAUUCCUAUUUAACAUCUAUGUUAACUCCCUGGUCACAUGCUGCCGUGAAAUUGAAACCCACCCCCCUGUGUUCUCUAAUGGCAGAAAAGUACCAAUUUUAAUGUAUGCGGAUGACGCUGUUCUUCUCUCUCAAACCAAAGUGGGUCUGAAACGUGCCUUAGGAAAGUUUAGUGACCAAUGUAACACUGAACUGCUAACAAUUAACUUUGCCAAAACCAAAAUUGUACAUUUUAACCGCUCCUUCAGGAAGGAUAAUUGGAGCGUAAAGGGAAACGCCAUUGAACAGACU